AUGCCUCCCAAAAGAACUCACAGAUCGAGACUUCCUGUACCUCUUCCGGAAGGCAAGGUUCUGGAUGACACUGAAGGGAAGCAGUGGGUGCUGGGCGAGAAGAUCGGCUCUGGCGGAUUUGGAUUGAUAUACUUAGCAUUCCCCACAAAUAAACUGGAUGAAGAUGCAAGAUAUGUAAUAAAAGUGGAAUAUCAGGAAAAUGGCCCAUUAUUUUCAGAACUUAAAUUUUAUCAACGAGCUGCAAAAAGAGACUGCAUCAAAAAGUGGAUAACACUCAAGCAACUUGAUUAUUUAGGAAUUCCUCUGUUUUAUGGCUCUGGGCUGACUACAUUUAACGGAAAAAGUUACAGAUUUAUGGUGAUGGAGAGACUGGGGACGGACUUACAGAAGAUCUCAGACCAGCGAGGCACUUUUAAGAAGUCAACCGUCCUGCACCUAGGCAUCCGGAUGUUGGAUGUACUGGAAUAUAUACAUGAGAAUGAAUAUAUUCAUGGUGACAUAAAAGCAGCAAAUCUACUCUUGGGUUAUAAAAACCCAGCCCAGGUUUAUCUGGCAGAUUACGGACUUUCCUACAGAUACUGCCCCAACGGGAACCACAAACAGUAUCGGGAAAAUCCUAGGAAUGGCCAUAGUGGGACGGUGGAGUUCACCAGCUUGGAUGCCCACAAGGGAGUAGCCCUGUCCAGACGAAGUGACCUUGAGAUCCUUGGCUACUGCAUGCUGCGGUGGUUAUGUGGGAAGCUGCCCUGGGAGCGGGACCUGAGGGACCCUGCCGCCGUCCAGACUGCGAAAACAAAUUUGCUGGAUGAGCUGCCCGAGUCAGUGUUCACGUGGGCUCCUGCCGGGAGCAGCUGCCAUGAAAUAGCCCAAUAUUUGGAAUGUGCUCAUGGCUUAGCAUAUGAUGAAAAGCCAAACUAUCAAAUGCUCAGGAAAAUUCUGAACCCAAGUGGACGACCGUUAGGACCGCUGGAAUUUUCUACUAAUGGACACAGUGUAAACACGGCUACUACAAGCUAUCCAAAAGUUGAUGUGGGACAGGCUGCAGCCAAGCAAGUCCACCUGGUGCCGAAUAGGUUAAAGGAGAGCCGGGUCUGGGGAGAGACCGGUGUGGAGCCCCGGGCAGCGGGGAGACAAAGGCAGAGCUCCGAGGCAGCGGCUCCGGGUGCACAGCUUCACAGUGGAACUGCUCAGGAAAGUGCAAGGAGAAGACAAAAAUAUCAUGAACUGCAAGAAUGUCUGAACGAAGUGAAAAAUUCCCGGCAAAAAUAUAUUUGUAUACAACCCCCAACUCCAUUUUGUGAAUACCCUCAAGCUGUCCCCAGGGCACAUAAGAACAGCCAAGCAAGACCUCCAGUCUGGGAUGGGCCUGGCUCCUCCACGCUGGGCACCGAGGUGGCAGAGUUCAAAAGUCCUUCCCAGUUGACCCACAGUGAAGAGGCCACGACGCAGGUGUAUUUUUACAGCUUACUCAUACUUUUUCUUUUGAUGUUAAUAUUUCUUGCUUUAUAUUUACUCUGAGGAUAUCAAAUAAAAUCCUUUUGGUAAUUUC
Messenger RNA from Echinops telfairi (small Madagascar hedgehog), 1549 nucleotides. RefSeq names its product VRK serine/threonine kinase 2 (gene VRK2). Gene Ontology annotation, molecular function: protein serine/threonine kinase activity; ATP binding. Bases 1 to 1518 code for a protein of 505 amino acids. Gene Ontology annotation, cellular component: cytoplasm; nucleus. The record is from RefSeq and is a predicted model, not a curated record. The transcript is spliced from 12 exons. NCBI's taxonomy places the organism in Eukaryota, Metazoa, Chordata, Mammalia, Afrosoricida, Tenrecidae. Gene Ontology annotation, biological process: peptidyl-serine phosphorylation; signal transduction.